Dromiciops gliroides (monito del monte) is the source of this 2470-nucleotide messenger RNA. RefSeq names its product leucine rich repeat containing 43 (gene LRRC43). The transcript has 12 exons. Bases 88 to 1872 code for a protein of 594 amino acids. The record is from RefSeq and is a predicted model, not a curated record. Lineage: Eukaryota; Metazoa; Chordata; Mammalia; Microbiotheria; Microbiotheriidae.
CUCCCUAUCCAGAGAAUUGCACCUUCGUGACCCCUCAGGCCCCAUUCCCCUUCCGGGCCUUAUGCCCCCCGUGUCCCCCUCCCCACCAUGGAGACAGAGCCAGGGACUGUGACAGUGAGCAAGGCUUUCCAGGAGCACCUGCGGCAGCUGUGUCUGCACGAAUUCCCGUGUGGUCUGGGCAGCUGGAACAGAACACGCUUUUCCCCUCAAAACUUGAAAUCCUGGAAAGGGGGAAUUCCCAAAAUGCCAGAAAAUGUGCCCCCUGAAGAGGAGACUGUAGAAUCCCUGCUGAGGCUGGUACAAAGCAAAAAGUCUCCUUGGGCUCAACACAAGGAUUCUACCAUGGAAGACCAAUAUCUGCGAGAGCUUGCCAUCCAGAACCCCCUUCUCAUUGGGGAUGCCUUCUUAUUCUCCUACUUCACGUCCCUCCGAGUAGUGAACAAGGGGGUCACCCUAAUUGAUGAAGACCUGCUGAAGUUCCUUAAGCUGGAAGAGCUGAUAUUAAGUGCCAACCACAUCAGGGAAGUGGAUCCCAUGAAUCUGCCGCCAACUCUCAAGGUUCUGGAGCUCUAUGGAAAUGAGAUGACCAGCAUCCAGUGUCUGUGCUCUCACCCCCCUCCGGCCCUCCAGCACUUGGGGGUGGGCCACAACAAACUUCUUGGCUUCCUGGAAAGCCAAUACAUCACAGCCAGUUACUGGCCUAACCUGGUCUCUCUGGACCUGGGCUACAAUGACCUCACUGAGCUGCACUACAUGAUCGCCGGCCUGUGUACCCUGCUACAGCUGAGGCUCUUGGUGCUGCAGGGUAAUCCCCUGGCUCUGGUGCCCCAUUACCGCGGCUACACCAUAGACUGCCUGCCCCAGCUGUACGUGCUGGAUGAUGUCACUGUCUCCCCCGAGGAGAGGCACCUGUUCCAGGGGCUCAGCUGCAAAUUAGGCAUGGCGGAAGAAGAAGCCCACUUAAUAGUGACUGUGAAGAAUGUCACAGGUAUUUUGGAUUCCUCUGUCUUGGACCCAGAACCAACGCUCGAAGGUCCUUAUAUUGUGUAUAGCUACUAUGUGACAUAUAAUUUUGUAGAGGAUGAAAAAGACAUUGGGAAAGAGAAGGAGGAUGCUAGUAAUAUGAAAGAGGUUAUGGAGCCCACCAAAAGCCCAUUACUAUCAACCAUGCUUUCCAGGGAGAGCAAUAAUGAGACAGAAACAGAUCCCCGGCUCAUGCCAGCCCCAGGGUCAGUUCUCUUUAGCACAAUACGAAAGCCUUGGACCAAUAUUAUCGAGUAUGAUUAUAAAAUGAAGCAUACUCUGAAGGACCUGGUGCCGCUGAAGGCCUUCCUGCUGCUGGGGACCUACGUGACUAUAGUGGAGGAAAAGAUUGUUUCUUGGCAAAUUCUUCCUACUCCAGUGGAGAGUCCCCCUCCUGUCAAGACAGGAAAAGGUGAGAAAGACAAAGACAAGAAGGAAAAAGACAAAAACAAGAAGGGAAAAGACAAAGACAAGAAGGAAAAAGACAAAGACAAGAAAAAGAGAGACACACCUAAGGAGUUUCGUCAGGAUCCUCCCAUCCUUCGAGUCUUGGGGAGUCAACUGCUCAGCCUGGAGCCCUUUCUCUCUGGGGAGACCCUGGUGGCCUCUCUGUGCAAUUUUGGGACAGUCCGUACAGCUGAAACAGACAAAUUGACCUAUAUAAGGGACCAAAAGGCAAAGACCAAGAAGAAGGGUGCAAAACGAAAGGUGAAGGACAAAGAUAAAAAGAAAGAGAGUAUGUUGUUUGAAGAACCCGAUUACCAGCCAGAUCCCCUGACGGUCGACGUUCAGAUCCAGCUAUGUCACUACAAGUCCCUUGCAGAAGCCCUGACCCCUCCCCCCUCCUGAACCUUGGCCCCAUUCUUUAAGCCUCUUGGACUUUGGUGGUAAAGAAGUUUGGUUAUAAAGGGCUACUUUUGUUGUGGCAACUGUUUCAAAUGCAUUCUUUCAAGAGACCUGCGGGCCGCACCAACCAGGACAAUCUCCUAUAAACCAGGCAUGUGUCAUGGGAACCUGGUGAGGGGAGGGGGUGGCAGAGCACCAGAGUUAUUGGGCACACCCCAUCCUGAGAGGGGAGAAAGGAGUCUAGUUGCCACCAAACCACUCCUGGCUAAGGAAGGCUCCUAGUUUGCCGAUUUUCCCUCUAUUAAGUGGAAUUAAGAAUUUAUUUAUUACUCUGCAUUUUGUUGUUUGACCCAAAGCAUUCAUUAUUUCUUCAGCUGUGCAGAUGCAUUUAAACACACACACAGAGUGUCUUGGGGACAUCAAGAAGUUUCCUGUUCAUAUCGUGCAUGGUUAAACCUUUUAUAUUCUUUGGAAGAGCAAAAAAAAACCACAUGAAGGUAACAGAUGAGAUAAAGAAAGGAAGCCAAAGUUGGUAUGUCAGUGAUGGUCCACAAGGCUGAAUUAGCACAGCACAGUGAUGGAGCUAUGAUUGGAAGAGUCU